Etheostoma spectabile (orangethroat darter) is the source of this 1716-nucleotide messenger RNA. RefSeq names its product X-linked interleukin-1 receptor accessory protein-like 2. Gene Ontology annotation, biological process: signal transduction. The transcript is spliced from 11 exons. NCBI's taxonomy places the organism in Eukaryota, Metazoa, Chordata, Actinopteri, Perciformes, Percidae. The coding region runs from base 13 to 1146 and encodes 377 amino acids. The record is from RefSeq and is a predicted model, not a curated record.
CAGAAGAAAGAUAUGUAUCGUCUGGAGUUGGCUGGUGGUCUCGGGGUCAUAUUGUUGCUACUGGGAGUCCUCACAGCACUGUAUAAGUGUUAUAACCUGGAGAUCAUGCUCUGCUACAGGAGACACUUUGGAAGUGAUGAAACGGAAGAUGAUAAUAAGGAGUAUGAUGGCUAUCUGUCCUACACUAAAGUGGACCUUGACUGUUUGGGCAGGACGAGCAGCGAUGAGGAAACAUUUGCUUUGGAGAUCCUGCCGGAUGUUUUAGAGAAACAUUGUGGAUACAAGCUGUUUAUACCAGACAGAGAUCUAAUACCCAGCAGUACCUACAUCGAGGACUUGGCUCGUAGCGUGGAGCAGAGCAGACGCUUGAUCAUCGUUCUGACUCCAGAGUUUGUCGCCAAAAGAGGGUGGAGCAUCUUCCAGAUAGAGACACGCCUCCACUCCAUGCUGGUUACCGGGGAGAUCAAGGUGAUCAUGAUAGAGUGUGCAGACCUGAAGAAUGUCAUUAACUAUCAAGAGGUGGAAGCACUUAAACACACCAUCAAGGCUUUAUCCAUCAUCAAGUGGAGGGGUCCUAAGAGCAACGAGCUGUCCUCUAAGUUUUGGAAACAGGUGGUCUACGAGAUGCCUGCGAAGCGCAGAGAGACGCUGUCCAGACGCCAGGUGAUGGACUCUGGUGAACAGGGCCUCUUUGGUGACCUACAGACCACCGUCUCCACCAUUGCCAUGACAACCACCUCCGCCUCCUUAGCGCCCCCUAACGAUAGUCGCCAUGGACAUCAUCAGGUUGCCUUGGCGACAGAGAUCCCCGACUACAACCAGAUGACAUUGCCGCUGGGAGGUGGUCACACGGCCACGGCAGCCCAAAUGAGGCAUUUCUGCCGCAGCUACGAGUUCACUCUUCCCCCCCAGCCUUCCUCCAUGUCGCCUCCCCUCCCGCCUCCCUCCACCGUGCAGUUCUCCACUCUGGGUCCCGGGGGGCGCCACGUCUACUGCAACAUCCCUAUGACACUGCUGAAUGGACAGGGGUUAGGAGCAGUUCACUGGGGAACAAGAGGUGACCCAGAGCAGUACGCUUGGGAAGAAGCAAGAACUCCACCUGAACAGCACCUUCGUACCGCUCACCAGCAGAGAACUAAGCUCUGACAUCUGGUAGAGGGACUGCUCAGCUGGUUCUGCAUCACAGACCAGGUUUACAGACUGCUUUCACACUGGCUUUGGAAAGGAGGUUGACUGGUUGGUCGACUGGUUUUCAUUGGAUUUCUGGACUGUGUACAGUCUUGGUUUUCUAGAGCGACUACUUGUGGACUGCCUGCACACUAGUUUUAGGCCGCUUCAUCCCACCUUGUGAACAAAGGACUGCUUAAAGACUUAAGCCUUGGAUUCACAACUGUUAUACUGAUAUACUGGCUGCAGACUGCUAACAGAAAGACUCAGAUCCUAAAAACUGAUUCUACUCUGGUCUUGGACACAUCAACUGGUAUGUAAGCUGUGUUGGCCUGACCACUGGAAAGGAGCGUUCUUACACAACAUGACUGCUACACAAUUAUACACAUUUGACUGGUGCAGAUAGUUUGUAUUGACAUGUGGAUGUAAUGAACUGGAAAAGUCAAUUACAAGAUCCAGGAUGCUUAAGCAAUGAGUAGGUAUCCCCGAACAGGAGUGCUCCGUUUGUCCAAUAAGCUACCAAGUUGGACCUUGGAGCACAAAAAAAAG